This is a messenger RNA of Portunus trituberculatus (swimming crab), 1025 nucleotides long. RefSeq lists its product as uncharacterized. Bases 109 to 528 code for a protein of 139 amino acids. The transcript has 4 exons. NCBI's taxonomy places the organism in Eukaryota, Metazoa, Arthropoda, Malacostraca, Decapoda, Portunidae. The record is from RefSeq and is a predicted model, not a curated record. Gene Ontology annotation, biological process: regulation of synaptic transmission, cholinergic; sleep; positive regulation of voltage-gated potassium channel activity.
AGCCGGUCUUCACUGGUCGCGUGUAUUCAGUUCAGUGCUCGACUGGCAGCGGUGGGUGGCACACGUCUUGCGUCUUGCUCCUUGUUUUCUUCCUAACCACACUUCAAAAUGAAAGUGAUCAUCACCUCCUUCGUCAUCUUCGCUGUGAUCGGCGCUGGUAUGGCCAUCAAGUGCUUUGUCUGCAACACACAGACGGACCCAGCAUGUAAUGACCACUUCCAGGAAGACUCCCCUGCACUGCAAAAUGCCUUUGUGCAGGAGUGUGAAGUUAAUGAGAAUAAGACAAACCCAUUCUGUAGGAAGGUCAAGGAAUACAUUGAGGUUCACACGAAUAGUAUUGUGAGAGUGCACCGUGAGUGUGCCUACAUGAUGCGUGAGGGAUACGACUGCUACCAGAAGCGUUCAGAGGACUACGUAAUGGAUGUGUGCCAGUGUGAUAAGGACCAUUGCAAUAACUCUCCAGCACUCACAGCGCCAAUCACCUCACUCCUAGCUGUUGCCAUCCCCUUGCUGGCCAAAUUCAUGUGAGCCCAGUAAGAAAGUAAGGUGUAGUUCCUCAGAAACUAAAAUCAGUGAAGCACAUGCACAUCUGUUUCCUCUAUCUCAGCAUAAAUGCACAUACACAAGUAGAAAUCUGUCUGUAGAUAUUCACUUCAAUGUAUUUUUAUCGUAACAUUUCUAUAUCAGUACUUGUCCCACUUAUAUAAAAUUCACCUUCGUACAAAUUGUAUGCCUUUGGGUGAAAUUGUAUCCGCUACUUUGUUUUCUCACCGUUGAAGAUGUAGAGUUGUUGUUUGGAGGCUGAAGUUUUGAAUAGUCCAGUGGCUAUGGAAGUAAAGAUACCUACUGUAUGUAUAGAGAAUUUAUAAUGAAACUUUACUUGUUGGAUUUCAAAUAGCUGUAAAGGUAUGUCUCCACUCUCAGUAAUUAGUUUGUGGCAAUAGCCAUAUACAUUGUAUUGUUGAUAUAGGUAUGUACUGUUGAGAGAUUGCAUUACUGUGGGCAAAUAAAUUUUACAAAAGUAA